AUGGUAAAAGGAAGAUUUAUCAUCAAUCCGUUUGGCGAGCUCGUGCUGACUCCCGGCGACCUCAACAAUCUGCACGAGCUUACCAGUACUAUUCUCGACUCAAAUUUAGCGCGAUACGAGCAUUUUCUCACCGAAGACAAAGGUCAGAUUGAUUUAAACCACUGGAAACUGGUAAAGGGUCGAGAAAGUAUUAAGGUGUACCAAGAGAGGUCGAGCAAUUCGCACAGUCAUGCAGUACAAACUUCAAAGCCUUCAUCAGAACUGUCAUCUAUGCUCGGCGUCGGCACUACUGUUGGAGAGCUGGAUGACCUUAUGUUUGGUGUGGUAAGUCCAACGCUAGAAAUGAUGCGCAUCAGAGCCUCCUAUGUGGAGGAUAUCAGUGGUGCUGCCGUGCUCGCAAACAUUGUCGAGCCUACUGUCGAGAACCCGUUCAACUCGAUGGUCGUCAAAUGGAUGGAAAUGGAUAUUCCACUUCAGGCAAUGGGGUUGGUGCGAAACCGUGACUACAUUUACUUAGAAGUAACCGGUUUUGUACAUCUCGAGAGUGGUGACAGGGUCGGUUAUCAACUUCUACACUCGGUCGACUUUCCAGUGACUCACAAUCUACCGAAUCGCGUCCGUGCAAACCUGUCAAACUGCAGUUUUUUUCGCCAAGUGCGACCGAAUGCAUGUGAGGUCUUUGCUACGGGAAUCAUAGAUCCUGGUGGUGAGAAGGUCCGUAGAUUCGUGAUAUCUGUUAUUGCUAACACUUUUCUAUCGACACUUAAGUACGCUUACUGUGGCCAAAUGAAAAAGCUUCAGCUCACGCUUGAAACGCGAUACGCUGAAGCCAAGGAACUUGGAACUCCCAAUCGUGAGCCAGUCUGUGUGACAUGCAAUGCUCACAUAACGAAUCGAAGAUUGGGCGAUUUUGGUAAGACUGACGCAUCGUGCAAGCUAUGCUUUGGUUAUGUGUGCAAUAGCUGCAAAAUUCAGCGCAAAGUGAGCUUCGUGACCCCCGACUUGCUCUUAGCUCUCCGCAAAGUUACAUUUUGCGCGGUUUGCUUCCAUGAAGCGAUCCAUGCUUCAGCUGCUGACACUGCAAGGGCGCGGAUCGCCGCAAAUUUCGAACAAAUGUCGAAAUCGCAUUAUUACAAUCAUACCUCGGAGACCAGCACAGUUUCCGAAUAUGGAUCAAGUUGCGGAUAA
Plasmopara halstedii is the source of this 1188-nucleotide messenger RNA. RefSeq names its product Zinc finger, RING/FYVE/PHD-type. Lineage: Eukaryota; Oomycota; Peronosporomycetes; Peronosporales; Peronosporaceae. The transcript has a single exon. The record is from RefSeq and is a predicted model, not a curated record. Bases 1 to 1188 code for a protein of 395 amino acids.